AUGUCUUCUCUCGUACUCGCCUGCCUUAUUUUCGAUGACCCUAUUGAGAACACCUUUACGAUAGAUAUUAACAAGAAUAAACAGAUUAGUCACCUAAAGGACGCUAUUAAAGAAAAGAUUGAACAUCGUUUUGAAAAAAUUGACGCAAAUGAUCUUGAAUUAUGGAAGGUUAAUAUCUCUACUAGCGAUAAGUCAAAAUUUGAGCAACUCAAAACUAACACAUCGCACGAGUUGAUACUUAAAAAUGUGUUGGGAGGUGAGAUGAUAACAGAUGUAGAGAAAAAUAUCAAGAAAGUUUUUAAUAAUUUACCUAAGGAAGAACAUAUUAACAUAAUCGUCAAACCACCUGCGCAUAUACCUAAAUUGGAUCAUGCUGAAGCUACGGAGGACGUUAAGUGUCCUCACUGUCAGGCCACUUUCAAAUCUAAGAACCGAAACUACAAAAAGCAUAAAUCAACAUGCAAACCCAACGUUACUUUGGGUGUAGACAUGGGAAAUGGACUUAUCGGUAUACCUUCAGAAAAUGUUAUUCCUUGGGUUUCUUCAGUAUCGGACAAGGACCUAUCGCAAUCAGAAUCUCUAUGCAGAGAGCUAGCAAUCUCAUUUUCUCGCAGUAAUGAUAUCAGCCAUAAUCGCAAAGAGAUUGACAGAUUAAUGUUAAGUGCAUUUGGUCGCACGGUCAGUGAAGCUUUUAGUCGCAAUAUCUGCGUUGUUUGCGGAGUUCGACCUGAACGAUUUCACAAUGAAGCUAGUCGCCAAGAAUAUGAAAAAAUUAGUGGUAUUUGCCCAGCUUGUUGGGAAACAGAAACUCUUCCACCUGAUGAUACUAUAGAACAAAUUAAGCGUUCUCAACAGAUUCUUCUUAGUUACGGUCGUGAGUUUAUCUUAUGUCAACAACUUCCUCAUGCAUGGAAGUGCCUUCGCUGCCAAAAGGUUAUUCAAGGAAAAGAACGCCUGACACAUGCUGUGAAAUGUAGGGAGGGUGUUUAA
Molecule: messenger RNA, 990 nt
Organism: Rhizophagus irregularis DAOM 181602=DAOM 197198
Lineage: Eukaryota; Fungi; Glomeromycota; Glomeromycetes; Glomerales; Glomeraceae
Source: RefSeq, a predicted model, not a curated record